This is a messenger RNA of Salmo salar (Atlantic salmon), 2029 nucleotides long. RefSeq names its product fatty acid desaturase 6. Gene Ontology annotation, cellular component: membrane. Lineage: Eukaryota; Metazoa; Chordata; Actinopteri; Salmoniformes; Salmonidae. The record is from RefSeq and is a predicted model, not a curated record. Gene Ontology annotation, biological process: lipid metabolic process. Gene Ontology annotation, molecular function: oxidoreductase activity, acting on paired donors, with oxidation of a pair of donors resulting in the reduction of molecular oxygen to two molecules of water.
GGGAGGGACAUGCAGUAUGCAUGAGAGGCUCCGUUGAGGAGAGAGAGACAGAUCAGCAGAAUUGCUUCUCCAGCUGAGCAACUGGAUAAAACUGCCAAUAAAACUUUGCACCCUGCCAUGCUAACAUCAGUCCGGACCCUUUGUGUUCAGGGUACAUGUGCAGGCUGAUUUCCUCAGAGUCUGGACGCUGCCUAUGAGUCUGUCCGUACAGCAGCUGGACACACCGAGCAGUCGCUUUUACUUUAGUUUGUUGUCGGUCAGGAGGGAAGCACAAAAGGAGUUAGCAUGCAGAAUGUACCAGAGGAGUGGAGGGAAGAACAGAGCGUGGGAGGAGGAGGAGACAAAGAUGUUAAACCGUGGGAGGGUAGAGAGGCCUUGUUCCAAAGGAACACCGGUAACUCCAAACAGGACAUGUCCACAGGGGUAGAGAAGGAGAAUGGAGAGAUGAUGAACGGAGGGGGAAAGGGGAUGGAGGGGACGGAUAAAGAGUCGCUGAUGAUGGAGCUGACCCGUCUGGUUCAGAAGACAGUGAAGGAGAGUAGCUGGUGGGAGCGGAGAGGCAUCGACAUCACUAUCCUUGCCCUUGCCUUUCUCCUGCUACCCCCAGCUUUCCUGCUGCUUGGUUCGUCCCAGACCCUGGUGUUUGUCCUGGGCAUGGUGCUGAUGGGCGUGUCCCAUGCUGUCAUCACCAUCAAGGGGACCCAUCUGGCAAGUCACGGAUCGCUGAGCGAGUCCCCUACCUGGGCCGAUGUCUGGGCUGUGUUUUUCAUAGAGGUCUGUGGGUCAUUCGCAGCGAGGGCAGGUGUAACAGGCCACAUUAAGAUGCACCAUGCCCACACCAACGUGAUCGGCCUGGGUGACUCCAGCACCUGGAAGAUACCGUACCUGCCCCGGGGUGUAUACCUGUUCAUUGCCCCCCUGGCGGUACCUGUUAUCACUCCUCUGGUGGCACUAGGUCAGCUGAAAGAGCACUCAAUGGGCCAGGCCCUGAGGACAGUCCUGAUGGUGUUCCUGGGGUUGUAUGCUCAGUACUGGCUGUUGAUCCAUGUCUCUGGGUUCCAGUGUCUUUACAGCACCCUCCUCUGUAUGCUGCUCUCCAGGGCUAUGUUCUCCCUGCCCUACAUACACGUUAACAUCUUCCAACACAUCGGCCUGCCUAUGUUCUCCCCGACCCGUCGGCCCAAGAGGAUUUACCAGAUGACCCACGGGGUUCUGAACCUUCCUCGGAACCCCCUGCUGGACUGGAUCUUUGGACACUCCCUCAUCAACUGUCACGUGGAACACCACCUGUUCCCCUUCCUCUCCGACAACAUGUGUCUCAAGGUAAAGCCCAUCGUGUCCCAGUAUCUGAAGGAGAAGGAGCUCCCAUACCAGGAGGAUAGCUACCUCUCCCGUCUGCAGCUCUUCUUUCACAAGUACCAGGAGCUCAUGGUUUUCGCCCCACCCAUCACAGAGCUGGUGGGGGUGCAGUGAUGGAGCAGAGAGGUGGAGGAUGAGGCGGAGGGCAGGAAACAGGGAAUAUACCAUCUACUAACCCACGCUGCUGUGUGCAGUCAGUGAAUUAAGAGAUUACUAUCACUGUCCUACUGUAUCUAGGAGGAUCAUUCUUUAAGUGCACAAACUCCAACUAACUGACAUUAACAUAGCAAUAUAUAUAUACUGCAAUAUUAAUAAAUUAUUUCUGUCGAAAAACAAUUACAUGAAACAAACACAUUGUAAAUGUAUCUGCAUGAUCUAACACUAUAACAUGAUAGCUAUACCAAUGAUCUUUACUCAAGACAAUGUGUGUAGUUAAACAACAACCCACUGGGCACAUACCGGUUGAAUCAAUGUUGAUUACACGUCAUUUUAAUGAAAUUAUGUUGAACCAAAUUGGAAUAGACUAAUUGAUGUCUGUGCCCAUUGGGAACAAUAAUAAGGCACUUUAUGGCAUACAUACACUACCAUUCAAAAGUUUGGGGUCACUUAGAAAUGUCCUUGUUCUUGAAAGAAAGCACAUUUUUUGUCCAUUAAAAUAACAUCAAAUUGA